Molecule: messenger RNA, 948 nt
Organism: Dermacentor silvarum
Lineage: Eukaryota; Metazoa; Arthropoda; Arachnida; Ixodida; Ixodidae
Exons: 1
Coding region: 60-704 (214 amino acids)
Source: RefSeq, a predicted model, not a curated record
UCGGAGGAGGCAGCAAGGCAGCUGCGUUGAUUUCCCGGACGCGACACGUGCAAGAAAGCAUGGGCGACGGAGAGCGGUACGUGUACCGUGUGAGCGGCUUUGGUAGCCAUGUCGAGCGUAAACUGGUUGAGUUUUUACGCGAACUCGAUCAGGCGUAUUUCUGCUCUUGGUGCGGUACGGUGACGAGAAAUGAGUGGUUGUGGCUCGUUUCUUGCUUAGACGUCGUCUGUUAUGGAUGCAUCUUAGCGUUUAGUUUAGAAGAGUGCCCCGUUCACCGCAAAAUCAAAGUUACCGUCAUGGAGUUGAAGAGGUCAGACUAUUAUGACGUUGCAAAAGAGAAAGUUCGUUGUGUGAAUGCGAUGCGCGGCUGCAAGUACGAAGGUGAACUUCGCAACCUGGACUCGCACCUGGGUUCGUCGUGUGACUUCCACAUGGUCGCAUGCGUAAGGUGCCGGCGCUGCGUGCCCUACAAGGACAUUCGCAAUCACUAUCCGACGUGCAAGGGUGCUUCGGAAGCCUCGGGAAGCUCAGGUGCCGCAAUGUCUCUGUUCGAAGACAUGCGCAACGCUCGCAAGGAGCUCGAGCAAGCGCUGGCCUUGACUGAUUCGCACGAGCACUGCGAGCUUCGCAAGGCUGUCAUCUCGGCGAGCGAAAUGUUGGUUCGACUUGAGGAUCAACUCGGCGCGUUGGGCUCCACGCAGUGAAAUGAAGCUUUGAUGCCGGAAGCACCACAGCCCUGCAUGGCUGCUUGACCGGCGAUCAACGAGAAUGCGCGGUUUAUGCACCAAGAAACAGCUGCGUUUUUCUCGGUGCCUCUGAACUUAACAAGACGCUCUCGAAAGAGUCGAGAGGGCAACACCGUGGACGCCAGCGAGUGUUUCCAUACGAACGGACUUCUUGCAUACCCAAUGUUGUGUUAUUUGCGUUUAUUCGUUCUCUUCUCGAUGU